ACGAAACAGCACAACCCUGAAUGCAGUCGACUGUCUUAUUAAAACGAUGUCUUCAUGUUUGAACAUCCAACAUGUUCAUGCAGAGGGGAUCAAAGACUUGACAGUAACUUUCUUCCAAAAGUCAGAUAUGAACAGCCAUACAUCUAUACUUGAAUCAACAAUCAGCUUGCUGAACCAGAAUUGGAACAAGUCUGAGAUGCAGAAACUUGCUGAAUCCUUGGCUCGAUGCCCUGCGCUGUCUGUCCUAGAUGUGUCUGGAGGCCAGUGGGAUGAAGAAAUUUUAAGGACACUGACUGAGUUUUUGCCAAAGUUCAGCAUUACUGACAAGCUCAUCAUUAAUGACAGCUGCUCAUCAGUGGAGGGUUUGGUGGUUCUGACUGCUCUACUGUCUGAUUAUCCUCCUGUGAUGGAGCUGCAUAUCAGAUUACAGGUUCCUGUUAAGGUGUCUAUUGUGUUUGCUAGGGGAAGGGAAAAACCUGCAAGCGGAAUAUCCAAAUCUCUCUGUGCCAGUAAAAAUGACAUCAACAUGGAAGGAGUGGCAAUGCUGGCUGCAGCUCUAUGCUCGUAUAACACCUUAACAGAAAUUCACAUCAGUGGCGGAGGCAAAGAGGAAGUCAAUCUAAAGUUCUGCCCAGAUGAAAGUGAUGACAAGCAGCAGCUAAAGAUGUUCCGAGUAAAGGACAGCAGCAUCCUACCAUCUGAUAUAACCAAAGUAUGUAGAAAAUUGGUCCAGAGUCACUUCCAUUGGGAGUUAGAGUUAUCUCAGUGUUCACUUACCAACAAAGCCAUCAAGAAUCUUCUCAAAGUGUUGCCAGAGAUGACGUCACUGCAGAGACUCAAUGUCAGACAGAGCAUCACAUCUGCGACCGAUGCACUCGAGCUGGUCAGCUGUUUGAAUGACAGUCAGCGAGUGACGUCGGUGGAGCUCAGCCCUCAGGGUGACUCCUUCAUCAAUUUUGAUACAGUGAAAGUGGAACAAGUGAGCUGCAGGUUAACUCAUUUUUGCCUGAAGGGUGACCACUUGAAGAAACUUCUUGAGAUCCUGCAGCAGGGUCCCCAGCUUUCAGAUCUUGAUUUGUCAAGUAACCAGCUGGAAGAUGAAGACGUGAGCUCUUUUGUGCAUUCCCUACCAAGGCUAAAAAUCAGCACCUAUGUCAAUCUCAGUAACAACAGACUGACCCAGCAGGGGCUGCUGGCUGUGGCCAGCACAUUGUGUACCUGUGCUAAUGUCUCUGGUGUGGAUGUCAGCUUAGGAGAAGAAGAGCGAUGCCUCAUCUGGUUCAGACAAAAUGAAACUCGUGAAAAAACUCUGAGAUUAAACCACAGCUUACUGGAGCAGACUGAAGAUUUCCUACAGCUGCUGAGCUUCAGUCAAAGUGGAUGUGUUUUCAGUAUUGAGGAGCGUUGGAUCAGCGCUGAGAAAGCGGUUGGAUUAAUGCUCCACUGUUUGCAACUCAAUAGCAAUAUUCAAACUUUCAGGAUUCAUCAAAACACACUCCACCUGACCAAUUCAACUGGACUGACGACAGAUAGUGAUCUCUCUGGAAAUGCAGCUCAAUCGAGCGCCAUAAAGAAAAUUGGCCUUGUGGACUGUGCAGUAAAUGUGCAUCAGCUUGCAUCCAUAGAGAGCGUCAUCCUGAGUUGUCCAUUUCUGACAGAACUGGAUUUUUCCCACAACAGCCUCGGUGUAGAGGGAGCUGAGUUUCUCUGUUCUGUUCUUCCCCGGUUGCCCAAUCUCACUUCACUCAGGUCAGAACCUUUUCAAAUUUGA
Molecule: messenger RNA, 1771 nt
Organism: Neolamprologus brichardi
Lineage: Eukaryota; Metazoa; Chordata; Actinopteri; Cichliformes; Cichlidae
Source: RefSeq, a predicted model, not a curated record